Messenger RNA from Plectropomus leopardus (leopard coralgrouper), 2181 nucleotides. RefSeq names its product follistatin-like 3 (secreted glycoprotein) (gene fstl3). The record is from RefSeq and is a predicted model, not a curated record. Gene Ontology annotation, biological process: negative regulation of activin receptor signaling pathway; cell differentiation; multicellular organism development. NCBI's taxonomy places the organism in Eukaryota, Metazoa, Chordata, Actinopteri, Perciformes, Serranidae. Gene Ontology annotation, molecular function: activin binding; protein binding. Gene Ontology annotation, cellular component: extracellular region.
ACAUUCAUUCACAUAAGGGAGAGCUACUUCCAGAGUUAGAGUGAUCUGCUGUGUUUGCCAGAGGAACGUCAUUUCUUUUUCUGAUAUUUGCAUUUGAGACCAGCUUUUAGGAAAUUAACAAGUUUUGUACAAACUUGAGUACACAAUGAUCUUUUUUAUUCCUGUUUUUGGUGUGCUGCUCACUUUGUAUCAGAUUGGGAGGAAUCCUGCUAGUGCUGGGAUGUGCUGGCUGCAACAGAGUCAGGACCAAAGGUGCGACAUGGUGCUGAUGAGAGGGGUGACCAGAGAGGAGUGCUGUGCCGGGGGACGCCUGGACACAGCAUGGUCCAACACCAGCCUGCCCAUGAAUGAGGUCAGCCUGCUGGGCUUCCUGGGAAUUGUCUCCUGUAAACCAUGCAAAGAGACUUGCGAGGGAGUCAAAUGCAGUCCCGGGAAGGUUUGCAAAAUGAAGAUGGGAAGGCCACAGUGUGUGUGCUCUCCAGACUGCUCUCACAUUACCCGGAAGCACGCUGUGUGUGGCAGCGACGGGAAGUCAUAUAAGGAUGAGUGUACGCUGCUGAUGGCCCGCUGCAUGGGGCACCCGGACCUGGAGGUCAUGUACCAAGGAGACUGCAAAAAGUCAUGCUCCAAUGUGGUGUGUCCAGGUACCCACACCUGUGUGACUGACCAGACCAACAGUGCUCACUGUGUCAUGUGCCGUACAACUCCGUGCCCAAUCCCCAUGCCGUCUGAGCAGCCAAUCUGUGGCAAUGACAACAUCACUUACCCCAGCGCCUGCCACCUCCGCCGAGCCACCUGCUUCCUUGGCCGCUCCAUAGGAGUUCGCCACUAUGGCCACUGCAACAAUCCCCCUCGGAAACCUCAAGAUCUGGAGGGCAGCGAAGAAAACGCGGUCUAGAUGGACAACUCGUGACACAGCCCCAUUUUUAGAGACGAUACACCACUAGCUUCCUGUGAUGACCUUUUUCUUUUUUUGACAAUCACUCCCCCUCCUCUUUGUACACAAAAUGACGAUACAUUUGGAAAACCUUUUUCUGAAGACAUACAGUAGUGUAACUGCCUCAAAAAGAGCUACAAAUCCCUGUGAGCAAUUUGUGAUAGUUUGAAAAAAGGAGGCAGAUGAACACACACGUGUCUCGAGAUAGAAAUAUCUCAUUGGCUCUUUGGGAGAUGUGUGCAUACUGUAAAUAGAAUACCACUACUAUUUAUUGGAGAAGGUAUCAAACUCUAUUUAUGUUUUUAUCCUAGUAACAAAUCCAUAUAUCCUUGGGAAAGCUGAUGCAUAAAAUGUAUUUAUUGCGUUUUGUUUAUUGUGUGUGUAUAAUAGCGGCUGCUGGCAUUGGCUUUUUUGUUUUGGUUUUUUUUGGGGUUUUUUUUACAGUUUUUACGUUCUCUAAUUUCCCCACAAACAAGCAGUUUUCCCCCCUCAAGCUGAUGGAAAGCUUUGCUAUUAUGUUUGGAAAGUUGAUACCACUUUAUGGUUAAUGUGGUUUCAAUUCACCACAAACAAGAAGACAAUAGCUACAUUUGGGUUGUAUGUGCUUACACUUUUGUCUGGAGGUGAGGAAGGGGCUCAGCCUACACAAACUGUAUCGUUACUCUGCUCCAAACUCUGUGCCACCCGCUAAUCACUAAAAUUAAUAGUUUGGUUGUGUUUGUAGGAGUCUCUCAGAGGAUUGUUGGUACAACCCCAAGCCCUCUACAAUACCUCCUCUGUUGAGUGCUUGGAUUUGUUUUGCAUUUCUGUAAGUCUUGCAAGUUCAUUCCAUUGCUGUUUUGCUGCUUUGAUUUGAUUGGAAUCUUUUAAAGAACUUACCGGACAGACAAAUGUAAUCAGCACCAUCUGAUUGAAAGGAAAAUUAAAUUUGUCUGAGAAUGGAGCACCAACCUGAUGAUACUGCCACCAAAGAUGAUGAGUCAGUCCAAGCUGGUAGAUAUCGAUACAAGUGGCCAAGUUCAAAUGGUCCAAUUCAGUCUUUUAACUCAAAGCAGAUGUCCGAAAUGCUUUCAAUAAUCCUUAUAGAGUAUUAUGGAACAUCUCAAUGACUCUUCUGUAAAUAACAGUCUCAUUGUACCUAACCUUGUACCUACUGUGAAAUUUGAAUGACAAAUGCAUCAACAUAUUUUUGUAUUUUUGUACUGCCAUUUCAAAACAACAUAAAGUUUAAAUAUUUGUCACAA